Molecule: messenger RNA, 510 nt
Organism: Mucor mucedo
Lineage: Eukaryota; Fungi; Mucoromycota; Mucoromycetes; Mucorales; Mucoraceae
Exons: 1
Source: RefSeq, a predicted model, not a curated record
CCUGGUGAACAUAUUUUUGAAGAUAUCAAAACCUGUUUGACUCGUUUCACAGAUGUCAUGAAUUGCCACAAUCUGGAUUUGGAUGCCAAUUUCUUACAUUUGCUUCCUCCCCAACUGACAACCAACACUCAUGUCUUGUUUGAAGGCUAUCUCAGCAAGUUCCGUUGUGUCUUCCAAAUGGAUCCAACAUGGCUUCAAUUCUCUGCUGCUUUCCAAGCUCGUUAUGGUCUUAAUGCCCAAGAGGAACGUAACAACUGCGCCAGAGAGUUGAACAACAUCAGUAUCCUUCGAGGUGAAACACUGGAGUCCUUUAUUGAUCGAUUCAAUAGUCUUCGUCGUUGUGUUGUCGAUCAGGUCCUCCCAAAGUUCGUUCUGGCUGAAAAAAAUCUUUUUGCGUUACGUGACAAUCUUAUGAAUCAAGUUUCCAUUGCCACUGCCACUUUGCCAAUUUACAAGCAAAACGAUGUAGAUGUUCUCACUGGUCUUGUUCGUGGGUUACUCAACCGCCUG